AUGGAGAGCAUCUUCCUAAGCUCAGUCAGCUUGGGUAUCCUGGUGGAAAAGGAAAUUGUGGUGCGCAUAGAAGACAAGGCCAAAGGAGACUCGACACCGUCUCACCCAUCCUCUGUUGCAUCUGUCGUUCGCUCUAUCUCCAACUUGACGAGGGAAACGAAAACAUCUGAGCUGCGUGAGACGACCUCGUCUCUGCCAUCUGGCAAGAUGCUUGCUCGUCCUAACGUCAGCGAGGAUUGUCGAAAAGACCUCGUAGCCUUCUUUCACGGGCCUCCACCUCCGGGAAAUUUCAUGUCAAUACCUGACGAUGCGAGCAUUUCUUCGGCUGAUGGUAAAUGGGGCGUCUUUAAAGUCUUUCGCAAGAAGAGGAAGCGCAGAAAACGCCGCCAACCACCACUUAUCAGGCUUCCAGACUCAGCUGUUUCCGCUAGAACCACCGAUGGCCACCGAUACAUCGCCAUCUCGAUCCCGACAAACUAUUCAAAUGUUAGCAACGUCCCUAUACAACGUCCGAAAAUCGAUAAUCUAGCGCGUAGAUCGACUUUUGAUCCUCGCAGAAACACGCUCAAGGCCGUCGCUGAAGAUCACGAAUCAUCGUCCACUAUCUCUAUCGUAACAAAGUCGGCAACGCAACAGGAAGCAAUUACCGAAUUGGCACCUCCCCCUAGAAAGGUUUCUCUGCUUUCAACGGUAACCUCGCAGGCUUCUCAAGAAGACAUAUCUCUCAAGAAAGGAAAAGAGCUAGAAAAACCAGAGAAUGCCACAGUCCGCCCAGCACUGUUGUCCCCUUUAAUAUCUGAUAGGACAUCGUAUAUCACCAACCGGCAAUCUAAGUCUCCUUUGCGGGACCAAACACCACAGCUUGAGCAGCAGAAGACUUCAGAGUCCACUGAGCCCGGAACUGACAAGGUCCCUCGCGUAAUUGAGAUCGCACCAAAGAAAAUUAAGAAACCAGCUCAGGCCAACGAGUCAUCUACCUACGAUAAUCGUGUAGCACCGCAAAACGACUCAAAGAGUACCAGUAAAUCAGCUGGGCGCCCACGCUUUCUAUUAGCAAAUUCUUCAAGUGCUUUGACGUUGCCAGUCCGAACUUCAAGUAGACGGGCUACACUAACUUUUUCUGAGCGAAAUGAGGGCGUCAAUAUUGUCAACCGUCAGCCUAUGUUAUUGACCGCCAACUCAGAUAAUGAUGACGGGAAUGAGCGAGCAACGGGCCCGUGCAGCUCGGUUGCCGAGAGUCUAAAGACAACGGAAUCAUCGCCCAGGCUCUUGAAGGCGCAAACAGCUACGGCGUACCAAUCCGUCCCCAUAGUUGUACGGCCACCUUCUCACCCGGAAGCCGAGUCCCCUCUAAAUCUCAAUUUCCCAACACCACCUUCAAAUAACUCAAUCAGGGGCAACAGCUCGGAACACGUGGAGCUUUUAUCGCCUCCUACAGUAGCCAAGGUGGUUUCGAAUCGCAAAGAUCGGGUGCGGGAGCGGAAGCGGAAAGAUAUGGAGAAGUUGAAAGCUCAGUUGCGCCAGGUUAAGGCUCCAGUAUUAGGAGUACCACCUGGUAAUGAUUGGCCAGAAUCCCCUGUACUCGGCCGAUUUGGUCACAAUAUAGGCUCGUCUUCGUCUUCGAGGCCGUAUUUGACAGCUAAAAUGUCAGAAAUUGGUCCUAUCCGGCCCGGUCUGCAUCUGAAAUCGCCUUACUUGUCGCCUGAAGCUGCCAUUAAGAAACGCCAUGGAAGAAGUGCGAGUGUCCCAGUUAUGACAAGUUCAUCAUCACCAUCCCCGCUGGAAUCACCGAUGCCCUGGAAAGGUAGCACAGCUUAUUAUCGUCGAAGGGAAAAACAGGCAGAACAAGAUGAGAAAGAAGCUAAAGUGCGGAGGGAAAAGUAUGCUGCUCAAGCGCUAGCGGAGGAGGCAGAGCUUCGUGAUAAAAUCGCAUACCAGAAGCUCCUCCGGCGGUACGAGAAGCUAAAAGAAAGCCGCACUAAAGACAUGGAGAAACGUCUGCACCGGCUAGAGCGAAACGGCGAGGUUCUGAUGCAGUCAAUGGUAUCCCUGAUGGACACUCUUAAUAGACUGCUGCAGGAUCAACAUCAAAAUCCCCUGCGGCGAAGUGCUACCGUUCGUCCUACAACUAGUUCUGCCCCGCGUCCGCGCAGACGACAUCGCGAAACUGUCCCAGGACGCGCCCAAUCCUUAAGGUCCAUACGUAGCUAUGAUAAUCUACGCGAAAUCCUGCGGACUGGGCUAAAACAGAGCGCGACGCGCCUCCCUAGACACAGCUCACCAAGCCCACAUCCAGCCGAGCGGGAAGGUGAAGGCCAGGGAAGAAAGGAGAAUGAUGCUAUGGACACACGUGUCAGCGAAUCAGCCUUGGAAGCAUUACAGGAACAUCUGCGAUCACAAUCUGACAAAAUCGCCAGAGGUUCCGGCAUCUCAAGCCACUCUCGCGCUAGUAGUAACGGUCAUAGUAGCGAGGUAGAUAGCGUUGAAGUUAUGGAACCACUCAUGCGCGAGCUGCAGGAGGCGGCGAGACAACCAGAGAUGGAGGGGGAGAGGACGCCUUUUACAGAGACCGAGAUCUUCAACCUCUUCUAA
This is a messenger RNA of Annulohypoxylon truncatum, 2592 nucleotides long. RefSeq lists its product as uncharacterized. The transcript has a single exon. Lineage: Eukaryota; Fungi; Ascomycota; Sordariomycetes; Xylariales; Hypoxylaceae. Bases 1 to 2592 code for a protein of 863 amino acids. The record is from RefSeq and is a predicted model, not a curated record.